AUGGAGUUGAACAACCGUUUGUUGGUGAUGAUGCGGCAGAAUAAUCGUGGUCGCAUUAUUUUUAAUAGUUCGGUAUUGGGGCUUGUCGCUUUGCCUUUCCGUGGUGCCUAUAAUGCGAGCAAGUAUGCCAUUGAAGGUUUUGCCGACACCUUACGCUUGGAACUAGAUGAUACCCAUAUUGAAGUGUCCUUGAUUGAACCGGGGCCAGUAGAAAGUAAGUUUCGUCAAAACAGCUUAUUAGCGUUAAAAGAAAAUAUUGAUAUGGAGAAUAGUGUUCAUCGAGACUU
Priapulus caudatus is the source of this 287-nucleotide messenger RNA. RefSeq lists its product as uncharacterized. NCBI's taxonomy places the organism in Eukaryota, Metazoa, Priapulida, Priapulimorpha, Priapulimorphida, Priapulidae. The transcript has a single exon. The record is from RefSeq and is a predicted model, not a curated record. The annotation marks the transcript as partial. Gene Ontology annotation, molecular function: oxidoreductase activity.